CCGGGCCGGGGCGGCAGGUGCGCGGGGCGCGGGGAUGCGGACGCCGGCGGUGAUGACGCUGGGCCUGGUGCUCGCGCCCUGCGGGCUGCUGCUCAACCUGACGGCCACGCUGACGCCCGGCUGGCGGCUGGUGAAGGGCUUCGUCGACCAGCCGGUGGACGUGGAGCUGUACCAGGGCCUGUGGGACCUGUGCCGCGAGCAGAGCAGCCGCGAGCGCCAGUGCGGCCAGCCCGACCGCUGGGGCUACCUGGAGGCGGCGCCGGUGCGCGCCGCGCGGGCCCUCAUGCUCUCGUCGCUGGCCGCCGCGGCCCUGGGGCUGCUGCUGGCGGCGCUCGGCGUGCGCUGCUGGCGGGAGGAGCCGCGCUCGGCGCUGGCCGGCCUCUCGGGCGUGGCGCUGGGCGCCGCCGGCCUGCUCGGGCUCGCGCCGGUGUCCUGGUACACCCACCGCCUGGCGGACCGCGCCGUCCUGCCCGCCGACGCCAGCCCGGCCACGGUGCACGCCGGCUACAGCCUGGUGCUGGGCUACCUGGGCAGCUGCCUGCUGCUGCUGGGCGGCUCCUCGCUGGCGCUCAGCCUCGCGCCCGUGUGCGCCGAGCUCCGCCGCCGCCGCCGCAAGCAGCCCCCCGGGGCCGCGCGGCGCGGCGGCGGCAGCAUCAGCACCAUCGGCAGCAUCAGCACCGUGCACGUCGACUGGCCCGGCCCGCACCUGCCCCGCCGGCCCGGAGCCGGCUUCCCCAUGCCGCGCCCGCCGCCCGCCGCCGCCCCGCCGCCCUGCGACUCCGACCUGUAGUCGGACCCCGGACGCGUGCCCGUAACCGCUUUGGAGGCUGAUCCCCGCCUGGGGCCACGCGAGGCUGCUCGGACGGGACGCUCGGGUCAGGUUGGCUUUGGGGUUUCCCUCCUGUCGAGUUUAGUUUCCUUCCCCAGAGGGGAUGAGGAUCCUCGGGGGACGAGCUUCUCAUCCUUGAAGCCGGAGGACGUCUGGAAAAAGGGCUCCUUUGUGCACCGUGUGGACGCGAUGACCAGAAGUCCAAGUCAGCAGCAGAGGUUCAGAGACCCUUGUAGCACCUGCAGACACUAUCCGGAAAUGCCACUGAACUUUACACCACCCCCCCGCCACCCCCUGCCACCCCGCUGUAUAAUUUAUUUGCCUGCAAACUCUCAAGAGACCAGUAUACUGGCUAUGUUUGAUUGAAGCUCGUAAAAUAAACUUAGAGCCGCACGAAUACCAGCAGCUUUUGUGGAGUAACUUGAUGGACUCAUAUUCACAUUUCUUCAAGUAUACAUAGGAUUUGCCUCUAUCUAUUUUUUGUGUGAAAGUCGAGGUCAUUGAAGUUUCUCUCCUAGGAGCCAGGUGGGUUUGAACAGACGAACCCUAUGCUGCCCUGUGCCUUGGCUACCUCACGCUGGACGUAGAGGACCAUAAAUAGUUGGUACAGAACGGAACCGUUCACUGCAUUGAGUUAAAGAACAUGGGCCUAGGGGAUCCCUGGGUGGCUCAGCGGUUUAGCGCCUGCUUUUGGCCGAGUGCGCGAUCCUGGGGUCCCAGGGUCGAGUCCCACAUUGGGCUCCUGGUAUGGAGCCUGCUUAUCUCUCUGCCUGUGUCUCUGCCUCUCUCUCUCUGUGUCUAUCAUAAACAACAACAACAAAAAUCUUUAAGGAACAUGGGCAUAGACCUCUUGUUUAUAAAUAAAAGCUGAACACAGAGUUUCAGUAUACACACAAAA
Molecule: messenger RNA, 1727 nt
Organism: Canis lupus familiaris (dog)
Lineage: Eukaryota; Metazoa; Chordata; Mammalia; Carnivora; Canidae
Gene: CLDN23
Product: claudin 23
Exons: 1
Coding region: 35-790 (251 amino acids)
Biological process (GO): bicellular tight junction assembly; cell adhesion
Cellular component (GO): bicellular tight junction; plasma membrane
Molecular function (GO): structural molecule activity
Source: RefSeq, a predicted model, not a curated record